Molecule: messenger RNA, 4298 nt
Organism: Syngnathus typhle (broad-nosed pipefish)
Lineage: Eukaryota; Metazoa; Chordata; Actinopteri; Syngnathiformes; Syngnathidae
Product: KAT8 regulatory NSL complex subunit 1-like
Exons: 15
Coding region: 947-3925 (992 amino acids)
Cellular component (GO): NSL complex
Molecular function (GO): histone acetyltransferase binding
Source: RefSeq, a predicted model, not a curated record
GAGCGCAGGGGCUCGGUUUGCGCUCGUCAACGCUUCGGAACAGGACAAGCGGGUAAGUAACAAUUUUGCCUGCGUAUUUGUUGGAAAUCAUCGAACGCCACACUUGUCGCGACCACACGAGCCGGUUGCCUGCAACAUUGACUGCCCGCUCGGAGCAAGGUUGACGUUCUCAGCUCACUUUUCAACCUGAAGUCACGUAAAAGUCGCCGAGGGUUAGCCUAGCUUAGCCUGCUCUCGCUCUUUAGCAUUAGCUUUGCUGCUAAACUCUUCUCCAGAAAUCACAACUCGACCCCCGAAAUAUGCGGGAGCGAUCAGUGAUGCGCUUCAGCCACGAGAAAAGUCAUUGUUACAACUUGUCACCGCUCAACGGUGGCAUGAAGGAGCGCAGCGGACAACUUUCCCACGGCUGGCUGGCUGGCUGGCUCGCAGGCGGGAGGGUUUGGGUUCGAGUCUCGAAUUAGGCAUUCCUGUGCCGUGCCAUCGAUGGGCUGGCGUCAAGUCGUGCAUUUCUCCUCCAUUGCAUUGCAGCAGUUUGUCUCUGUUCCCUGACAACCAGCCCAGCCCAGCCCAGCCACCCAGCCAGCCAGCCAGCCAGCCUUUGUCCAGAGUGUUAAUCUGCUGUGAUUGACCGGUGGUGGCCAAUCCAUUCUUUGUCUACAUGUGCCCUGACUUUGGCCGGCGCCCAGUCCCGGGUGCGAGCUGGGCUCAUUUCCAGUCGUCCAACACCCUCACGAGGAGACAAAGCGUCAGAAUGUCUGCUGCGACAGCUGUCCACCGUUGACGUGGGGUCCCCGUCGCUUCAUCCGGUUGUCGACUUGCGACGCAUCGGAAUACGUUUCACCGACGGCGGCCAGACGACGAGCAUGGACUCAAAGGCUGUCCUCCGGAGGGGCAGUAAGCGGGGGGUGUGGAGCAGCAGGCCGCCGUGCCCGUCCCUCUGCACUGCAUGGCUGCGAUGGCGCCCGCUCUUACCGACGCCCCAGCCGAAGCUCACCACAUCCGCUUCAAACUGGCCGCCCCGUCAUCGAGUUUGUCCCCGGCCAGCGCCGACAACCACGCCAACGCCAGCAACAUCCUCAUCCACGCCGGAGGCCCCCCCAAGUGUAAGGCGGCCCCUGAAGAAGACCAGCAGCCGUCGUCGCAGCCGCCGCCGUCCCAGGGGGACUCCCUGGGCAAGCUCCAGCCCCUAGUGGCAUCCUACCUUUGCUCUGAUGUGACUCCUGUGGCCUCAACCAAAGAGUCCAUCACGCUGCAAGGGGUCCUCAUCAAACAGUCAGUCCUGAAAAGCGGCAGAAUUCUGCCGAGCUCGCGGCUCAACGGCGGAGAUUUCCUGCUGAGGAAGCGGCACGCCAUCGAACUGUCUGGAGACCAGCUCAAAAGCCUGAUGAGCGCCAACGGCAACCAGCCGGCGGCGCCCGUCAACGGACUGGCCAAGAAGCUGGCCGCCGGCUCCGGCUGCGCCAUGGCGGCGGCGCUCAACGGCGACAAGCCUCCGGCGCACGCGGCCGAGCCCGACGGCCGGCCGCCCCCGGUCGCCGUCAAAGGAAGCCUUCACCGCAGGCGAUCGCCGGGACUUUGCCCCAACGCGCAGCAGUCGCCCUUGUCCCAGGACACCCGCAGCCCCGCCAGCCAAGAAGUGAAUUUGGAGCGCGGGGGCCCGAGUCCGGCGCGCUCAGACCGCGAGAGGCCGGGCUGCAGCCGGCGCGGCUCCCCGGCGGACGCUCGAGCGGGGGAGCGCGCCCGGCUCAGCGGCAGCCGACAGGCGGAGAUCGAAGGCCGCCUGCGACGGCUGCGCAAGCGCCUGCAGGUGGUCCAGGCCAAGCAGGUGGAGCGCCACGUUCAGCAGCAGCUGGGCGGCUUCUUGGAAUCGGCCGUGGGCCGCCUGCUGGCCGGCGGCGGCCGCAAGGACCACGCCUCGGCUCCCUGGAGGACGGGACGCCACUCGGCCGGCGUCGGCAGGGACGGCCUGAGCCGCUUCCUGAAGAGCGGCUCGGUUCCCUCGGAACUGGAGCGCUUAUAUCUGAGCGGUUCGGCCAACUUGCGCUCGGUGGAGAAAGCCUUCGACUCGGACGUGACGGAGAGCAGCUCCGGCGGCGACUCGGACCUAGAGGAGGAGGAGCUCACCAGGGUGGAUGUGGAGCAGCGGCAUGUCAAGAUAUGGAAGCGCGCCGAGAGCCGCUACACCCUGGAAAGGGCGGCCAUCAUCAGUCACUGGAACUGGUUGCAGGCUCACAUCUCUGACUUGGAGUACCGCAUCCGACAGCAGACGGACAUCUUCAGGCAGAUCCGCGCCAGUAAGGGCUCGGUGGAGCUGGGUGGCGUCCCGCCUCAAGAAGCCAAGAUGGAGCCCGCCAACUUUCAGGAUGAGUCUUCGGAACGUGUGGAACACCCGGUCGCCAUAGAGCCUCGGAAAGCUCAAAGCGGGCAGCCGGUUAACGGUGUCCUCAGCAGGGCAGGCGAGAGUGUGGACGGCAAGCACCAGCAGACGCCGGACGGCACGUGCGUGGCGGCGCGUACGCGACCUCUGAUUGGCUGGAGGCGGCGGAGGCUCAUCCAGCCCAACACGGUGGCCAACCUGAUUGGAAAGGCAUCUCGAAGUGGCGGCGCAUGCCGGGUCAACCCCGGCUGCGUGAUGUGCGGCGGCCGGCCCGUCCCCAGAGAGGACCCCCAGUUCCACUUGCCCGUCCUCGAGCGCCUGUCCAGAAUGGAUCUGGGCGUCCACCCCAUCCUGUCCUUCUCGGACGAUGUGGCCGUGGGCCUCCGCGUGCAGCAGGCGAUGAAGAGCUGUUGGAGCGGCAGGUCGCUGGAGAGGAGUAAACCCGUCAAGAAGUUCUCCCUCAAACACAAGCUGUCGUCAUGCAAAGAGAAGCACAAGUUUGCCAGCUCGCUCAUGGCAGUCAGAUUGGGCCACUGCAAGAGUCGAGCCGACAAGCCCAGGCCGCCGGACGCCGCCGCCUGCAAGGCGGAGCGAGCGCACGGUGUCUCGGCGCCGCCCGGACCCUACGACAAAACCUCCGGCCGCAAGAGAUUACGAGAGCCCGCGUUGGACAGGAGCGACUCCUCGCCAAAAUUCUUCCUGGACUCGGGCGGCAGUGCGGUGCCUGGUCCGGCACUCUCCGGCGUCCACAGCCCCGUCGCGCGACAGCUGUCCACGUCCUCGGACAGCGCCGCGCUACCGGCCGCCGGCACAGCCCUGCAGCCCGUCAAGAGAAGGCGCGGCGAAAGCUCCUUCGACAUCAACAACAUUGUCAUUCCCAUGUCGGUGGCCGCCACAACGCGAGUGGAGAAGCUGCAGUACAAAGAGAUCCUCACGCCCAGCUGGCGAGCCGUGGACGUCCUGACGCAGCCCGCCGUGCGGGGAGAAGACGAGCGCGAGGUGGAGGACCUGUCAGACGCGGCCUUCAUCCAGCUGCACCAGCUGUACGAGGACCAGGAGCGGUCUCGCUGGACCUGGAUGGCGUUGGCGCCAGCCAAGCGGAGGGGCAGCAGGUCAUACAAGUCGACGGACGGGCGCACCACACCGCUGUUUUGCAGCACCAACCCGCCGACCCCGCAGCCGGCCUCCCCCGAGCCCGGUCACUACCCCGCGUUGCACGACUACGGCCACCUGCCCUCGCCUGUCAGCCCGCCCAGCCCCGACACGCCAUGCUCGCGUGACUCUCACCGCCUCGUGUCCAGCGAGGACACACGAUGCUCCACGCCCGACUUGGCCUUUGAGGAGAGGACGGUGGCGCCGUGGGAGCGGCGCGACUUCCCGUUGGCCGAAGACCCGGCGCCGGAGCCCGAGGCGGACGGCGAGUGCGCUGGGCUCCGGAUGGCGAGUUUGUCGGGAUGCCGCCCCUUCGGCCGGCCUGACUCUGACGACGGCGAGCCGCCUUGUUGCCACGACGAUGACCACCACGCCGCUGGCCCCAAGCGGCCGUGAGCGAGCAAACUUGUGCGCUUCCUGUUGUUUGAUAUUCAAACAUCAGUCUAAUCCUUUCACAGUUUUUAGUGAAUCCGACGCCGAUAGACGCAAACGUGUUACAACAAGUCUGAUUUGUGUAGUAGGCGAAACGUAUACGGGGGGGUGGGGGGGGGGACUUAGCGGUCGGUGUUUUGAUAUGUUGCGUGUACACUUGUAGCGCACGAUGUAGCGACUCCUCCGAUAUGGCCAAAGGGUGUUUUUCUAUCCUUUAGUUUGUUUGUAAUUCCCACGUACAUUUUAGUGAAGUGACACAUAAGAUGGGCGGAUUUGGGUGAGUCUGCCCCCAUCCCUCCCUCCUUCCCUCCCCCCCAGUAAACAGGUACAUUUAGGA